This is a messenger RNA of Notodromas monacha, 570 nucleotides long. Lineage: Eukaryota; Metazoa; Arthropoda; Ostracoda; Podocopida; Cyprididae. The record is from the annotation of a GenBank genome assembly.
AUGGCUGCUGUUGCAGCUGACAAAAGGCCGACGAAUGGAUUCGGAAAUGGAGGCGGCGGUGCUUACGGCGCCCCUCAGGCUGCUGGAAGCAGCGGCGGCGGCUACUCAAACGGUGGCGCCAGUGCGGGAGGAAAUGGAUACGCUGGCACGGGAUUGAAUGGCGCCAAUGGUGGUGGUGGUGCCAACGGAUACUCCAACGGUGGUUCCAGUGGUAGCGCCACUAAUGGGUACUCCAACGGUGGUUCCAAUAAUGGUGACGCCAACGGAUACUCCAAUGGUGGCUCCAAUGGAGGCAAUGGAUACUCAAAUGGCGCCUCCAAUGGAUACACUGGAGCCGGAAAUGGCGGCUUUCCAGGGGACGCCUCAGCGGAAGGCGCCGGAUACGAACAGGCGGCUUCCGAGACCGGCUCAGCUGCUGACGACGGAAGUGGCGGCUUGAACGGCGACGAAAUCCCCGGAACCCCGGGUACGGAUUACCCAGUCUUGGCCCAGGUACCCGAAGACCUCACCUUUGAAUGCUCCAGCCAACAGUACCCAGGUUACUACGCCGAUGUUCAGAGCCAAUGUCAG